AUGCGCAUUCCUGCUGGAGCACCAAUGCCAUUUUGGCUGUCCGUGAAAAAUCGAUUACCGAAAUGGGCGAAAAUGAAUAGGCCGACGCUGGGUUCAAUGGCUGUCGUGACAACCGCGAUAGUCACAUGUUGUGCAGUAGCAGCAGUUACCUUCUACCCAAAAUACCAUCACGACUAUUACAAAAACGCUCAAAAAGAAGAAAGAGCUCUGCUUCGAUCGUCUCGGGAACAGCAAGCUGGUGGUCAGAAUGUCUGGAUUGACCCUUUCGAGAGGAAAUGA
Messenger RNA from Caenorhabditis briggsae, 279 nucleotides. Lineage: Eukaryota; Metazoa; Nematoda; Chromadorea; Rhabditida; Rhabditidae. The transcript has a single exon. The record is from RefSeq and is a predicted model, not a curated record. The coding region runs from base 1 to 279 and encodes 92 amino acids.